Molecule: messenger RNA, 3419 nt
Organism: Acipenser ruthenus (sterlet)
Lineage: Eukaryota; Metazoa; Chordata; Actinopteri; Acipenseriformes; Acipenseridae
Product: zinc finger and BTB domain-containing protein 26-like
Exons: 2
Coding region: 594-1877 (427 amino acids)
Biological process (GO): regulation of transcription by RNA polymerase II
Cellular component (GO): nucleus
Molecular function (GO): DNA-binding transcription factor activity, RNA polymerase II-specific; protein binding; RNA polymerase II cis-regulatory region sequence-specific DNA binding
Source: RefSeq, a predicted model, not a curated record
CAAACCUCUAGACACCGUGUCUAGGUGGAGGAAGAUCGAAACGACAAAUGUCCCUCUUAACCAUAACUGUCUUUCUACCUCAAAUUGAAUUUGAAUAAUUGGUUUCUCCCAUCCAUAGAUGCACUUUAUUUUUUAAUAAUGUAAACUUAGAGUGCAAAAAUCGUAACUCCUGACAGCCUCGGUAAAAAGGGGAAACUGCACAACUAUUUUUGAGCACGUCUCGUUGUGUGACACGGAAAGCAGGUUUGAGAAUGCUUAUAAGUGAACAUUUGGAUGUAUAUACUUACCGUGGAGACCAUUCAAGAGAAUAGCGGUGCGAUCGGGAAUACAUAAAAUGCUGGUUUAAUUUAAUUGACAUGGUGUUGUCUGUGUGUUCACCCUGUCUAGAAGUAAUCCUAUUUAUGUCUGUGGUGCAUUACGUCACGUGACAAGUUUGUUUCAAAUGAUCAUUAAGUAAAUACAGCUUCUCGCGCUAGGCAGGGCUUCUUUCUUCAGAGGCGGACUGGCAGUUUGAAUUCUUCUUGGUUUGGCAGCGUACACAGAACUAGUGGCGAAUGUGCAUGUCCGGACAAAUAUAACAGGCCUGAUGCAACAUGGCUUCGAAUUCGGAAAUCCUGCACUUCAAGUUUUCAAACUAUGGGGAUUCAAUGCUGCAAAAAAUGGACCUCCUGAGAAAGCAAAACAGGUUUUGUGAUGUCACGGUGUACGUGAACGAUCUGGAGGUCCAGGGGCACAAAGUGGUCUUUGCUGCUGGAUCAUCUUUUUUGAGGGAUCAGUUCUUGCUCAGUGAUUCCAAGGAGGUUAAAAUCUCCAUCACCCAGAGCUCCGAAGUGGGGAAGCAGUUGAUGCUAUCCUGUUACACAGGCAUUCUCGAAUUUCCGGAGCUGGAGCUUGUGAACUAUCUGACAGUGGCAAGCUUCCUCCAAAUGGGUCACAUUGUGGAGCGAUGCACCCACGCAUUAUCCAAGUUCAUCAAGCCCAGUGAUCCUUUGAAGAGUCAAGGGGUGCAGAAAAUGGGUUCUUCAGACCCCCUAGAGGACCGGUCCACUGCUGCUGUGACAGUGGAAGAAGUUGAGGAGGAAGGAGAUGAGGAGGAGGAGGAAGUGAUCAUGCAGCCCAGUUCUCCAAACAUCCAACAGGUAGAUGACAAUACCGAUGGGGAAGACAAUGCAAUCACCAUCGUAAAGGUUGAAUCCAUCAGUGAAGCAUCUAUGGCCAACACUAAGCUUCAGAACCACUUUCCUUCAUCUGCACAAGCCUCAUUACACACUCCUGAGCCUCAGCAUUCCCUUAUUAACUCCACAGUGGAGACAAGAAUUGGGGACAUAGUGUCACGCCAGUCACAGAGCUACAGUUCUGCUGCUAGUUCAGAUAGCAUGUUUGCUGGGAAAAACACAUUUGGGGGCCACUCAAGGACACAAGAUAAAUGUCUCCAGUGGUACCACCAGUGCCCCAAAUGUACCAGAGUCUUUCGCCAGCUGGAAAACUACGCCAACCACCUGAAGAUGCACAAGCUGUUCAUGUGCUUGCUGUGCGGCAAGACGUUCACCCAGAAAGGCAACCUCCACAGACACAUGCGGGUUCAUGCGGGCAUCAAACCUUUCCAGUGCAAGAUCUGUGGCAAGACGUUCACGCAGAAAUGCUCUUUGCAGGAUCACCUGAACCUGCACAGCGGGGACAAGCCCCACAAAUGCAACUACUGCGACAUGGUGUUCGCACACAAGCCUGUGUUACGAAAGCACCUCAAGCAGAUCCACGGGAAAAACAGUUUUGACAAUGCAAAUGAAAGGAGUCUCCAAGACGUUCCGGUAGAUUUUGACUAUAGUAGAGUUCACAACACCGAUGCAGAAAAUGCAGACCACAGCCUUGGGAACUGAUGCGAUAUUCUAGUUUAAGACUGAUAAAAAGAUUUUCCGAAAGAGUUGGAUAUUUACAGUAUGUAAAAAGACUGAAACAUUUGUAACAGGACGGGGGCUCAUUUGCAUCUGUGGUUUUAGAGCUUUUAACCUCAUCUCAUCUCACCGUCAGGGGACUGGACAGAAUCUGUAACAGCAGUGUCACACACAAUACUGCCCUCUACACGUGGAAUUACUGAAAAUACUGGAGUUUUAAAGAGAACUGUUUAAAUUUGUUAAACAGAAAAGGAGUUUUAUUGACACAUUCUGUGUGUGUGUGAGGUAUAGAUUAUUUGAUAAGACUGGGGGUGUAAUGAUUCAUCAUGUAUUGAUGAAUUGUGAUAAUUUCUUUACAUGGUAUAGCGUAUCGUAAUAGAAGUAUGUAUCGUUUGUAUCGUGAUUCAAGACCAAACGCAAAACAUAGCUCAUUGUAGAUCACCAAAUGGUUCUUGAAUAAAGAAAGUGUGUUUUAUAGUUGAUAUGGAUACAUACUCUCCCUAUCUUAAUUAAUUUUUGUCUUAGCAAAGUGGUCCAUCAUUAAAUUUGAUUUAAUUAUAUCUUAUACAAGUAGCUAAUGAGGACAAUUACAUGUAUUAGUUACAUAUCGCAAUACGUAUCGUAUCAUGAGAUUAGUGAAUUGCUACACCCCUGGAUAAGAUGGUUUGACUUACAAAAAGUGCUUAGUUUAUUAAUGUAUGGAUCCCCUAAACUGGUAUCAGUUGGGUCCAUGUGAAGACAGAUCAAAAUAAAUCCUCUUGUUGACACAUCUAAACAUUCUGUACAUUGCUAAUGAAAGGCAUGCAUAGCUUGUAGUUAGACUGUGCAAUUAAAUCUAAUGUAGGAAAACCAUCCUGAGUUAAAUCAUUCAAACCCCACUUUGUUGCACUUUAUCCAGGAUGAGCACAUUGUGAUAGAAAUAAUGUGUGUAUGCUGUUGGUUUUAUUAUGGUUAAUGGUAAUGUAAUAUAGACAGAUACAUAAACGGGUUUACAAACAGCUAGAAACGCCUGUAAUGUAAAGCUGUUGUGUCCUUCCCAUAGUCACGCUUUACAGACUGAUCAGUGCCAUGUUGACUGCCUGUGGUGGUUAUACACCCUACUGCCAGUGUAACGGGAGGUCGUUCACGUUUGCUGUCCAACCCUUAUAAGGUGGUGGGUUACUUGUAUUGGUACUAUUGUAUUUUUGCCGUUGUUACUGAAACUUAGAUACAUUAAGUCCCCAAAUAAAUUAUAGUGUUGAUUGAAUGAACUGCACAUGUUUCAUUAUAGCUGCUAUUGAAUACAAAAGUUAUGAGAUGCCAAAACAUGCUUUAGUUCAAAAGUAACAAGAAUAUAGAAAUGUCUUGAUGGAAAUAUGUCAGUCACUGCCUGUUCAUUGAUUGCUAUACUUCUUGUUUCAUCUUUACUGGAACUACCAUAAGUGGCACCUGCAUAAAAAAUAACUAAAAAUUGCACACAUUUGCAUAUAUAGGAUUUCGAAAAAAAAAAAAAAAAAAAGCGGAAUAUUGCAAUAGAUAAGUUAAUUU